AUGAAGUUCUUCUUCGACCAGACCGUUGCGUCGGUUACGAACCUUGUUUUGUUUGUUGUUUUGAUUAAUCUCCUCAAGGGGAGGCGUUGCCCAGGGCCUCUCGUCUCUAUUCUAAUGUACACAGUUAUCCCAGUGGACCGGCGGGUUGUUUUUGGGAGUGCCUGUGGGGUAAUUUGGGGUAUCUAUCUGAGUCUAUACGCGGUUGUUUAA
Penicillium canescens is the source of this 210-nucleotide messenger RNA. RefSeq names its product Mpv17/PMP22 family protein. Bases 1 to 210 code for a protein of 69 amino acids. The record is from RefSeq and is a predicted model, not a curated record. Lineage: Eukaryota; Fungi; Ascomycota; Eurotiomycetes; Eurotiales; Aspergillaceae. Gene Ontology annotation, cellular component: membrane. The transcript is spliced from 2 exons.